Messenger RNA from Lichtheimia ornata, 1500 nucleotides. RefSeq lists its product as uncharacterized. The record is from RefSeq and is a predicted model, not a curated record. Gene Ontology annotation, biological process: transmembrane transport. Gene Ontology annotation, cellular component: plasma membrane. Gene Ontology annotation, molecular function: transmembrane transporter activity. NCBI's taxonomy places the organism in Eukaryota, Fungi, Mucoromycota, Mucoromycetes, Mucorales, Lichtheimiaceae. The transcript has 3 exons. Bases 1 to 1500 code for a protein of 499 amino acids.
AUGAAUCACAAUUUCGAGGAUAAAGAUGCCGUCAAUCAGCCUCUUCUUUUCCAUUCAAUGUCAACGGAUGAUGAUAAUGAAAGCAUCCAUAAAUGUUCCCCCUCUUCAAGAUCAAAAUGGUUUGCAGUCCCCGCUGUCGAGGACCAAGGCAUUAAACCUGUUUCAGAGAACGAGCGGACACACACUCGCAUCAUUGACAACUUUACAUUUUGGUUUUCUAUCGCAUCGAAUGUCCUUACCAUGGCGCUCGGUGUAUUAGGCGUUCAACUUUUCGGUCUCGAAUUCAAGGCUGCUCUUGGAUGUAUCAUAUUAGCAAAUCUUUCUAACUCACUUCCAGGGGCCUUCUUUAUAACACUGGGCCAUCGUCUAGGUAUGCGACAAAUUAUCAUCACACGUUACGCCUAUGGAUAUGCAGGAUCAAGGGGUGUUGCUGUAACCAAUAUACUCGCUUCCAUUGGAUGGUCCAUCCUGAAUUCUAUUCAAGCGGGUCAAUUGCUCGUUGCCUUGACAACCUCGAUACCCCUUGCAGCUGCCAUUCUUAUCAUCUCGUUUAUCACUGUUAUGGUUGCCAUUUUUGGAUACGCUGUGCUACACCAUUUUGAAAGGUGGGCUUGGAUACCUACAUGGAUAUCGAUUCUUAUUAUGCUUGCUACAAGUGCUACCAAAUUGUCUAUCACCACUCCCACGUCACCAUCAAGCAAUGACAUUGGAGCAAUUGUAUCGUAUGCUACCAUCAUUUUCUCAGCCCCAAGUAUCUGGUCCACCAAUGCCGCCGAUUUUACAGUGAAACAGUCAACAAGAUUUGACAGCCGUCAUCUGGCUCUUUUGUCUUAUGCCGGAGGUGUUAUUCCCGUUAUUCUUCUAGAGACCUUUGGAUUGAUUCUUGCAACUACUGCAUUAUCCGGACAAGAAGGUUGGGAAGAAGCCAAUGAUGUGGGUGGCCUUGUUCAUGCAGCAUUAUCACCAUUGGGCAUUGGGGGUAAUAUCCUUAUCGGCAUUCUUGCUCUCAGCACGAUCACGCACAACAUUCCCAAUGCUUAUGGCCUUGGUCUUAUGCUUCAAAAUCUGUUCCCUAGCAUUCAACAUUGGAUAUUCACACUUGCUGGCGUCUGUAUUUAUACUACGUUUGCCAUCGCUGGUUCGGAACAUCUAUACACGCUCUUUCAAAACUUGCUCCCAUUUAUGACCUACUUUUACGGACCGUAUGUGGUCAUUUUGAUCCUGGAACAUUUUUACUUUCGGCAAGGAAGCUUCAAGCAGUACUCACGUGACGCCUGGAAUCAAGCUGAUCUAUUACCAAAAGGAAUUGCAGCAUGGUCAGCUAGCUUGCUUGGUUACUUUGGCGCUUUCCUUGGAAUCAAACAACCAUGGUAUGUCGGACCCUUGGCUCAAGUAAUGGGAUCAGAGGGAGGCGAUAUCGGUGUGCUUAUUGCCAUGGUAGUCGCUGCCGCUACAUACAUCCCUUUGCGGAAAAUAGAACGUAGAAGUGGUAGACAAUGA